AUGGAUGAAAAAAUAGCCAAUGCAAUGAUCCAAAAUGGUUCAAUGAAUAAACUAAAUUCACUAUAUAUCUCUGAAGUUGCUAUUGAAGGUCAGAAAUCUUCAAUUGGAUUUCUCAAACCCUAUAAAUUUUUCAAAAAAGAUAAAGUCAAUAAAAUUGCAGCAGAACUAGUAAUGCAUUAUUUAAUAUCCUUCGAAUUCACCAAUACUGCUCGAUGUAUUAGUUCUGAGUCAAGUAAUUCAGAAAUCUUUGAUUUUGAUAGUAGGGCAACGAGUUUUUCAGAAUUGAGACUGCCUCAAACUGAUGCACCUAUCAAAUCUUUAAUGGCUGAAUGGCUCAAAGAUGUAAGUACUCCUUUUUAUGAUAAUAGAGAUCGAUUAUCAGAAGGAAUAAUGAAAAGAUACUCAGAACUAUUUAAGGAAUCUGCUCAUUCAAGCUAUUAUUCUAAAACAGAGCAAAAAGACUUACCUCGUCCUCCUCCACUUCAAAAUCCUCCCGAACUCAGAAUGGUUUUUCCAGAUAAAUCGCCUCCAAAGCAACAAAUAGGUAUUAUUAAAUCUAAUUUACAGCAGAAAAAGUCACCAUCUUCUGUAAAGCCAAAACAAGAAAUUUAUCAACCUAAAAACGUUUAUCAAAAACCGGAGCCAUAUACUAGUAGGAAACGUCCUGAUAGUCACUACAGCUCAAUUCUGAAGUUUUCGGAUUCAGAUGACGAUUGGUCCCCUCCAGAGCAAAUAUUGCCAAGAAAAACAGAAACUAAAGCAAAAGCUAACAACAAUAAUCAACAGGCCUAUCAUUAUGAUGCAAAGAAAUCAGGAAACUAUGAUAAUACUAUUAGUGAUGUGUUUGAUGAUAUUGGUGACUUCUAA
Molecule: messenger RNA, 867 nt
Organism: Trichomonas vaginalis G3
Lineage: Eukaryota; Parabasalia; Trichomonadida; Trichomonadidae
Exons: 1
Coding region: 1-867 (288 amino acids)
Source: RefSeq, a predicted model, not a curated record